Cynoglossus semilaevis (tongue sole) is the source of this 2318-nucleotide messenger RNA. RefSeq names its product G protein-coupled receptor 68 (gene gpr68). NCBI's taxonomy places the organism in Eukaryota, Metazoa, Chordata, Actinopteri, Pleuronectiformes, Cynoglossidae. Gene Ontology annotation, cellular component: membrane. The coding region runs from base 280 to 1389 and encodes 369 amino acids. Gene Ontology annotation, biological process: G protein-coupled receptor signaling pathway; cellular response to pH. The record is from RefSeq and is a predicted model, not a curated record. Gene Ontology annotation, molecular function: G protein-coupled receptor activity. The transcript has 7 exons.
AACGGUAUUUGUGUGUAUAAGAGAGAGAGAGAGAGAGAGAGAGAGAGUGAGAGUAACAGAGAGGUGGAGACAGAGGGAGGUCGGCUGAAUCCAGUCAGUGUGGCGGUAAAUACAGAGCUAACCACAGAGCUGCGUGGUCACACCAAUCUGACAUCAGACCAGACCAAUGCUGCAGCAGAGGAAACCUGAGGAAGUGUGUGCUGGGAGUGUGUGUAAUUAUGCCUGAAAUCAUUUCUGGGAAUGUAAGUGUGUGUUUGUAAAGGUGUAAAGGUGGCUGCCAUGUUGGAGGACGAUAUGAUCAACUGCACCAUCAGCCAUGAAAUCCACCAGUACGUCUUCUCCUGCGUCUACAUCUUUGUGUUGGUGGUCGGUGUUCCGUCCAACCUGUAUUCUCUGUACCAUGCUGCUGGUCAGCUGAAACAGAAGAACGAGCUGGGGGUGUAUUUACUGAACCUCACCGUAUCUGAUCUGUUAUACCUCACAUCAUUACCACUGUGGCUACAGUAUAUCUUUCAGGGGGAUGAUUGGCAACACAGGGAGUGGUUGUGUCAGCUGUGUGGUUUCCUUCUCUAUGAGAACAUUUACAUCAGCAUCGGUUUCUUGUGCUGCAUCAGUCUGGAUCGCUACUUAGCUGUGGUUCAUCCUUUGAGGUUUGCGCCUCUCCGCUCUAUGAAGGCAGCCUGGUUCUUUAGCGCCAUCAUCUGGCUGAAGGAGAUUGCAGUGGGCGUGGUCUUCUUCCGCCACAAAGAACUGAGCAAAGAUCGCACUAACCAAUCGGUGUGCUUUGAGCACUAUCCCAUGAAGCCGUGGGAGUAUCCUAUCAACUACUACCGCUUCACUGUUGGCUUCAUCUUCCCUCUGGCCAUUCUCUCGAUCAGUUACCUGUGUGUCCUGCGUGCCGUGGGUCGGAGUGCAGGGACACAGCCGCCCCAGAAGAUCAGGAUCAGGCAGUUGGUCAGCAGCACCAUCCUCAUCUUCCUCGUGUGUUUCUCCCCCUACCACGUGUUUCUGUUAGUACGCACCAUACUCGAGCGAGACUGCAGCUUUAUUGGAAGAAUAUUUAACUACUACCACCUGUCGUUGCUGCUGACCACCCUGAACUGUGUGGCCGAUCCUGCCCUUUACUGCUUUGUCAGCGAAAGUGCUCGCCACGGCUUUUACAGGGCCCUCAUCCGUCCCUUCACCAGGAUCCUCUGCUGUUUACGCCGUGGAAACACAAGUCCCUCCAAUCCACCCACUGACUCUAAUGAGGUUGCAACUGACGUGAACAACGGCCAACCGACAGUGUUGCUGCUUACACACACCAGCACGUGCAACAGCAUGAACAAAGAGCCCGUUUGCAAAAACACAAAUUUAAUCAUAGCUGCAGGCAGUGAUGAGACGCUGUAGUACUCUGUACUGGAGUGCCAACAAUCUGUGAUGUUCAAGUUGGUGUUUGACUCGGUGACAUAUUUAAGACAUAUCAUGUAAUUGUGUUAGGGAUUGGCCUAGUAUUAACGUCAUACUCGGUUUGUUUAAGACCUGAACUUCAAUAAUAGGUUGAUUCAUCGAUUUAUACGAUUCAGGUUUUGAUGGUUUAACACCAAUAUUCUUAUUCUGUUGAGGCUGCAGUGAUUUAGAGCCCAUUCCAGUAAAGAAUGGUCAACUUCCUGUAGGACAGACGUCAUGGAUUAAGGGCUUGGAACCACGUCAUUAUGAUUCUAGAUGUCGCUAUUGAGCCAUUUUGCCUCAUCUACUACUUAAUCUACAUGUAGCUAAAAGUUUGGCUUCUUUUCUUUGGCGUGCAAAUCGUUUGUUUUUGUCGGUGAACUCUGGAGUGUUACCAUGAAGAUGACAUUACCUCAUUACCAUACACAAGGGACAUGUGAAACAAUGUAUUCUGGUCAUCUUUGAAAAAGGAUACCGUUAUUCCUCCAAGAGUGUGCAUUAACUGGCAAAACAGGUCACUUCCUGUUGCCACCAUGAGGCACCCUUUUUAACGCUCUUUAAUGUGAAAUACUAACACAGUACUAACAAGUAUUAGACAUACAUAUUUUAAUAUAGAUUGGACCUAAACUUCAUACUCAUAUAUUUUGUACAUCGUUUGUAUGUGAAGGUAAGUAUUUUGGUAAUUUUGUCUGUUUUUGGUUGGUUGUUUGAGCCCAGGUCAGUGAAAUCAGCAGGGUAUGUAUAAUGUGUGAUGUUUAGGUGUCUGUUCUGUCUGUUCUGUCUCAUCUUGUUUCAGUCUGCCUCAGUGAUGGUGUUUGUUUAUAUGUUGUCAGUUGCAUGAAGAGAAAUUGUUAUAGUCCUCUCAAUAAUAAACACCCAAAGUCUCCCGA